Messenger RNA from Entrophospora candida, 966 nucleotides. The record is from the annotation of a GenBank genome assembly. Lineage: Eukaryota; Fungi; Glomeromycota; Glomeromycetes; Entrophosporales; Entrophosporaceae.
AUGUCUUUGAUUGAAAAUUCUAGCAGUAGCAGCAGCGAAAGCGAUAACAAUGACUUUGAGGCUUCAAGUUCAUUUUCCACAAUAGUUCAAACGGACGAAGAAAAUGAGCCGGAAAAUAUUGAAGAAACAUCUGUCAAAAAUAUUACAACAAAAUCUGACGAUCAGGUUUCAGAAGCACAAAAAGAACAGCAAGAAGAAGGAAAACAAUUAGUUAUGACCAAUUUAUCUCAAGAAAUAUCUUUAUUACAACAAUCAGAAACUUCUGUCCAAGCAUCGAGAUCAUUAGACGAUGUUGUUGAUCAUGACGAGUCUUAUCAAUGUAUAAAUCCUAUAUCAUUUUUGAACACCAUGCAUCAAAAAAUGAAACUAAAACGUGCACCUGUUUACAAUUUCACACACGAUCCAAUGACGGGGCACUUUUAUUGUCAAGUUGAAUUUGAUGGACAAAUAUAUCAGAAUCAAGUAGCCAAAUCAAAGAAACAACAGGCUAAGGAAGCAGCAGCCAAUAUAGCAAUGAAAGAUUUAUCAGCCAGGAAACCAGAUUUAACAAAAUUAAUUCGGUACGAAUUAGUAAAAGCACAUAUUUCAGCUAAUCAGAAAACAAAAAACAUUCGAACUGAAAUAAAACAACAACAAAUUAUUCCACCACAUCCUCUAGAAUUAAUUCCAAAAUCCGUUCAAUGGUACGAAAAACAAGUUGCACAGGCCAGCACUGGUUCAAUAAAAAGACCUUGUGUAUUAUUAUUGGAAUUUUGUCAAAUGCAUAAAUUAGCACAUCCAACUUAUAAUAUAAGAGAUGAUGGACGUGGUAAUUAUUUGUAUGAUUGUAUGAUUGGUGGACGGUUAUUUACACCAGAAUUGGCUUUUUGGCAAAAAAAUGAUGCAAAAGAUCACGUAUCUGCCAUAGCAUUCAACAUACUUUAUAACGAAUUUCGUGAAAAAGAAACCGAAAAAAAAAUCUUAUAA